AUGAUGUUCAACGGGCUCCUGGUGAGCGGGGAUUCUGAUAAUAGUGAUGGGAAAAAUGACAGCAGCGGAGCUUGCAGUCUCAUGGACAGUGCGACUGGGUCGUGCGAAGCGAACGCACAGGCUUCGUACUAUCAUAACAAACUAGUCUCUACCCUACAGAUCUUGCAAAACAGAGAAGAGACGAUACGAGUACAAGCAGAAAGCCUAGCUGUGGCUGAGGAAAGAAUAUCAGCGCUGACAGAACGCGCUGCCGAGUUGAGGCGAGAUCUUGAACGAAAAUCUAAAGAGGAGGUUGAACAGCAAAGUGAUAUGAUGAACACAUUGCAAAGCAAUUUGAGCGUCAUCGAAGAUCUAUACAGGGAGUGCUUUUACGAGACUGCAAAGCAAGAGGACUUAAUAGACUUACUUCGUAAAUCAUACCUAGACGUGCGCCUCAUGGACAAACAGAAAGCUGAUCAAAUCGGAAGACUCCAGAAUGUUAUUAACGCGCAGAAGUUGUCGUUAGAUAAGUGUCAGGAAAUUGCUUUGGAAGUGGACACUCUGAAGAUGGAACUAUCCAAUUUUUUGGGCAGUCCUACAUCUACCAACAAUGACUCGGGUAUGUGGGAGCGCUGUGAGGAGUCGUUCGCGACAGCCCCGGAGGUGCACGAGGAGCUGCAGGAGGUCAUGGAACAGUUACUGAGACUCAGGGAGUUACUCAAUGAUCCCUGUACCUGUGGUUUGCAAAAUGAAAUUAGAAGGUUAAAACAGAAAAAUGAAGCGUUACAGAGCGAAACCACCGAGUUAUGGCAAAGGAAUUCCGAACUAGAAAAACAGCUGCAAGCGAAAAGUGAAACAAAAGAUAACUUAGAAAAGAAGUAUAAAGAAGAAGUAAAAACUAGAGAAGAACAACUGAAAUGUGUAAGAAGAGAACUAGCAAUUAUGUUAGAAAGCUCGAAAGACCAAGCUAUCACCUGUGAGCAGUUGACUAUGCAACUACGACAGACCGAAGAGCUGCUAGCUGACAAGAGUGAGGAGUUGGUGCGAAUGCAGCAACAGUGUGACACGCAGCAGGAGACGAUAGACGAACUCAGGGAUGAGGCGAAAAGAACGGAAGAGCUAUAUAAAGAGAACUGCAAGUUGAGAGGCGAGGUGUCGUCGCUGAGCGCGCAGGCGGCGCAGUGGCGCGAGCAGCUGGCGGCGAGCGGCCGCCGCGUGCGCAAGCUCGAAACCAAACUGCGACAGGCGAUCGACUGUUACAGCGAAAAAGAAAACAACGCAUCCGAACUGCAGUUGCAACUGGAGCAGGCGCACGCGCGUGGCGCGGCGCUGUGCGGCGACGUGCGGCGCGUGCUGUGCGCGCUGCGCCACUGGGCGCGCCGCUCCCGGGACGCGCGCAGGGAGCAAGAAAACACGAUCAAAGAGAAGGACGAAGUUAUUGCCGCCUUACAAAAUCGUCUCCAAAGUCGAGCCGAUAACGACAUGCCGUGUCUGUGUACCGGCGCCGCUCAGGAGCCGCCCCGCUCGGCGUCCAGUAGACGAGCCAGUUGUUCCCGACUGGAAGCGGGACGGCCACAGUUUUUAACCACUAAUGAGAACGAGAUGGCGACUUGUUCGUCAGCUCCGACACCACCGAGACGACUGUUUAGGAAAAAGCCGCCUUAUGGAGUUACGAGUUGUAAAGGGACGCGCUGGUUCUGCGAAGCGACCCAGCAACAUCCAGAACGGCAUGACGCAAGUCAAGACCCCAGGGAUUCCUAUUGCGAGAUGCCUGAACCAACCACGACCAGUACCAUGGGCAACGUGUCGCCAACAGACGAGUUGUUCAGGCGAAUGGAAAAUCUCUCGGACGCAUUAGCAGACGGGUAUCGACGUUGGACCAAGUCAGACGCGCGGUGA
Messenger RNA from Arctia plantaginis, 1878 nucleotides. Lineage: Eukaryota; Metazoa; Arthropoda; Insecta; Lepidoptera; Erebidae. The record is from the annotation of a GenBank genome assembly.